Messenger RNA from Syngnathus acus (greater pipefish), 1717 nucleotides. RefSeq names its product putative olfactory receptor 52L2. Gene Ontology annotation, cellular component: membrane. Gene Ontology annotation, biological process: G protein-coupled receptor signaling pathway. NCBI's taxonomy places the organism in Eukaryota, Metazoa, Chordata, Actinopteri, Syngnathiformes, Syngnathidae. The transcript is spliced from 4 exons. Bases 557 to 1543 code for a protein of 328 amino acids. The record is from RefSeq and is a predicted model, not a curated record. Gene Ontology annotation, molecular function: olfactory receptor activity; G protein-coupled receptor activity.
CGUAAUCAAAGUGUUAGGACCCCAAACGGAUCUGAACACUCGAGGUCCACCGGCGGACUGUGUGGAAGAAUUAGAGUUUUUAAAAAAAAAAAAAAAAUGCAGGAAACUGCAACACGUCCAUGUUACAAUACCGCGACAAAAAUAAACGGGAGCGACGUGCAUGAAUACCUUGAAGCAAUUAGCACAGCCUUAGUUAUCAGACCAUUAGAGGCGGCCGAGGAAGACCCUUUUGGGCAAAAUUAGCUUCUUUGAGGCUAAUUGGCUCAUUUGAGGCUAAUUAGCUUGCGCUAACAAGUUUCUCACAAGGAAGAGUUCCAUUCCGGCGUUUCCAUGACGAGACCCUGGAGUUUAAUUUGGUUCGGUCCGACCACCGGCAGGCAACCAGUCAGAGAGCUGCUCGCCCGCCGCAUUCGGGACCCGCUCAUCCCCACGGGACCUUUGACAUUGACCUAUAAGGCCAAGUACGGCGCCACCAAGCCUUCUUGCGGCGGACAGACUGCAGGCUCUCGAGGGACCGUUCGGGUUCCCGAGUAAUCGCGACGUCGUCUACGACGAGAUGUCAGCCGAGAACUCGUCGCACAGCACCUUUGUGUUCUGCGGGUUCCCCGCGCUGGACGAGCGGCGCUGGGUCCUGGCGCCACCGCUGGCCACCACCUCCGUCUUGGCGCUGCUCGGCAACGUACUUUUGGUUUAUGUCAUCGCCAGCGUGGAGCGUCUCCACAGCCCAAUGUACCUGCUGAUAUGCGCCCUGUGCCUGGUGGACCUGCUAGCCGUGGCCGCCAUCAUCCCCAGCACCCUGGUGGGUCUGCUGGUAGACGGGACCCGCGUGUCCCUGGCCGGCUGCCUGGCGCAGAUGUUCGCCACCCACUUCCUGUCGUCGGUGGAGUCCACCCUGCUCAUGGCUAUGGCGCUGGACCGCUACGUGGCCGUGUGCCGCCCGCUGCGCUACAAGCAGCUGGUGGGUCGGCGAGCGCUGGUCACGCUGACGCUCUUCACCUUGGCCCGGAGCGGCGCCGUCAUGGCCACCCUGGUGGGCCUGGCCGGCUCACUGCGCUUCUGCGCUUCUGACGUGAUCCGCCACUGCUACUGCGACCACAUGGCGCUGGUCAGCCUGGCGUGCGGCGACACCGGGCGCAGCGCUGCCGCCGGCGUGGCUGUCAUCGUCUGCUUCGUGGGCGUGGACAUCCCGCUCAUCAUCUUCUCCUACUCCAAGAUCCUCGUCGCCGCGGUGCGGGCGGCGGCCCCCGGGGACGAGCGUCGUAAGGCCUUCCACACGUGCGGCACACACCUGAUGGUGAUGACGGUGUUCUACCUGGUCGGAAGCAUCACCUUCCUGUCGCACAACCUCGGUCUUGCCAUCCCCACCGACGCCAACAGCGCCAUGGGGCUCCUGUACAUCUUGACCCCGGCCGCCGCCAACCCCGUCAUCUACGGGGUCCGCACCGCCGAGAUCAGGAACGGCGUCUGCAGCCUUCUUGGCUUCAGGGACACCACCAAGGCCAAGACCAAGGGCAAGGUCUCGCCCGCCAACGGCGCCCUGUAGAUGUCAAGACGCUCAACUGCUUUAACAAUGAAAAUACUUGUUUUAUUUCAUUCUUUAUAAAUCCCACUUUUGUCUUUUCAGUGAAAGCAAAACGUGUGGCUUUGUGGCGCUGCUGAGUGAAACAAUCAAAGCAACCGAGAAGUGUGCUCAACAGAGAGCUCGUUUGGAGUUUAU